AUGGCCGACAGUCGCCCGCGGGACCGCCGCGGGGCCAGGCGCAGCGGCCGCUACCCGGCGCGGGCCGCGGCGAAGGCUGUAUCCGAUUCAGGAAAGAAGAAUUCUGGCAGAAGCACCUUGCUGAACCAGAGACCAACCGUGUUCCCUGAUCUUGAUAAUGACACGCCACGGUUUAUGCUCAAGAGAAUUAUCCAGACCCAACCACAAGUUUCACCUCUAGCGGCUCAGAUAUCUAAACAUGAAGAAACAGAAGAAGCUCGAUCAGAACUCCCAUCUAAGAGGGUUUCCAGCAUGGUGGAAAUGCAACUGCCAGACCUUGUUCCUGAGGACAUAUCUAUCACCACAUUCCACAUGACUAAGAAGAGAAAGAAACUCAGCAUUUCUGAAUUUGAGAGAGCAGCAGACAAACGGCUUCCUCAGAACCAAGCUCAGUCAACGUUGGACAGCACUACUUUGGCUCGAUCUCUUCGCAUGUCUCUUGGUUCCUUGAUCCCACCGGACACUGUUGAAAAGAGAGGCUUACUCCGGAGGCCAAAAAAUCGCAAAGCUGUUGACAUGGAAGCUUUCGAAGGGGGAGUGGAACAGAACAUGCUGAAGAGAAAAGCACAGAACUAUCUUGUGGACUCACAAACAGCACCUGGGAUUCAAAGAGCCACGCUGACGAGUGAUGCGGAAAUCAUGCUGAGUAACACGGAGCUCUUUGUUCAGCCUCAGUUUGAUGAACAGAGCCAAAAUAAGCUUUCUGCUCUUGAACCACAGCUAUCAGAUUCAAAAACUUCAGCACAGAGAAGUGAGAUUUCUGAUGCAGCUCAAGAGGAAGCAAGGCUGGUGGGCCUGGUAUCUAGUGUGGGAGCAAAUGAAGGAAGGACCCAAAGAUACUCUGAGGACUUAAUCCAUGAUCGUGAGCAUGUUGACAGAAUGACUCGUGUAUCUCCAAAACCACCUGCAAACCAGCAAGAAGAUAAACAAGAUCAUUCCCAGCAGAGUAACCCAAUGGAGCAGCUUUCUGUUUCAGAAGAGGUGGUGGUUGGCACUGCAGACCAUCAUGCAAAUGCUGGAUAUUCGGAACAUUUGGAGAAGAAACUGACCAAAAAUGCAGAAUCGCAGAGAACUACGGCACAGGAUGCCAGAGUCGAAACAGAAUUGGCCCCUUCAGAAGCAGGUGGAAUAGCAGAAGGCAGUGUUGACCACCAAGGCUUUCCCGAAGCUGAACGUGAGAUUGCCAAAGGUGUUGGAGCUGGAAGCCUGGGCAGGCAUUCUGAUGCUUUUUCCUCCUCUGAAAAAUCUGGGAUGAAGCCAUUGCAGGAAGCUGUUGAACAAGCAGGUGAACUAGAGGACCAGGCUAUCACGGUAGAAUUGGAUGGUCUGGAAGAAGAGCCUGCUGAGGAUGAAGCUGAAAACCCUGAGAGUGAAGAGGUUUCCAUGAAGACACCCACGUUUGUCCGCGCUGCAGCCUACAAGCCACUGCUGUUAACUCCACGUCCUGUGAAACCUGCUGCUCCCAAGUCUCCCCUGCAGCCGCUGCAGGCUAAGCCAGUUCCAAAGCGCUCGGGAGCGCCACGGAGGAAAACGUGUGAGCCUGAAAUAGCAAGUAGUUUGAUAAAGAAGAUAUUUAGCCAUUACGUGAAAAUGCCAGUGGCCAGAGAUGCAUUCAAAAUUAUUGAAAAAUGCUCCGAGAGGUACUUCAGGCAGCUAAGCAGCGAUCUGGAAGCUUACAGCAACCAUGCAGGGAGGAAGACAGUGGAGAUGGCUGACCUGGAAGUCCUCAUGAGAAGACAAGGGCUGGUGACAGACAAGAUGCCGUUGCACGUGCUGAUAGAGCGUUACCUCCCUCUGGAGUACAGGAAGCUCCUGAUUCCGGUUGCCGUGAGUGGAAAUAAAGUGAUCCCCUGCAAAUGAGCGUGUCCGUGCGGCAGCGGGGGGUGGCCUGCUCGCGGAGGCUGGCUCCAGGUUGGUCGCGUAACUGUUCUCUGUGACCGUUUCACACCGGUAACCGGUGGGACAACAGACAGGCGACAUUCUCGUGAACUGAUGCGGAUUGUGGCUGUCACGCCAGCCUGCCGGAUCUCACCAACUGUUACUACAAGUAAUUUGACUAUCCCAAAUUUUUUAUGUUACCUUUGAAUACUUGUACAGCGCUGAUAAAUAAAAUACUGUAUGUA
Messenger RNA from Gavia stellata (red-throated loon), 2162 nucleotides. It is a transcript of the gene CENPT, whose product is annotated as centromere protein T. The record is from RefSeq and is a predicted model, not a curated record. Gene Ontology annotation, cellular component: kinetochore. The coding region runs from base 1 to 1899 and encodes 632 amino acids. The transcript is spliced from 13 exons. Gene Ontology annotation, molecular function: protein heterodimerization activity; DNA binding. Lineage: Eukaryota; Metazoa; Chordata; Aves; Gaviiformes; Gaviidae. Gene Ontology annotation, biological process: chromosome segregation; mitotic cell cycle; kinetochore assembly.